Messenger RNA from Fonsecaea erecta, 3042 nucleotides. RefSeq lists its product as hypothetical. Gene Ontology annotation, molecular function: structural constituent of nuclear pore. Bases 1 to 3042 code for a protein of 1013 amino acids. Gene Ontology annotation, cellular component: nuclear pore outer ring; nuclear pore. Gene Ontology annotation, biological process: mRNA export from nucleus; regulation of DNA-templated transcription; post-transcriptional tethering of RNA polymerase II gene DNA at nuclear periphery. NCBI's taxonomy places the organism in Eukaryota, Fungi, Ascomycota, Eurotiomycetes, Chaetothyriales, Herpotrichiellaceae. The record is from RefSeq and is a predicted model, not a curated record. The transcript is spliced from 3 exons.
AUGGCUCCCAUCACAAGAUCCUCCGUCCAUGGGAGGCAUUCCCAAAUGGACGUGCACCAGACCUUGGAAGAGCCACAUGUAUCUGACGAAGACCAAGAGAUGGAUGACCAAGAUGAAGAAGUGUCGGUCCACGAAGGUGCGACGAACCAAAACAAAUUCCUUUCGACUCCACCAAACAUUAUGAACUCCCCUACUGUCGAAACGCAGUCGGAAGCCAACAUGCUGAUCGACACUUUAGAUGGCCCGUCGCCCUUCAGAUCUUCUGCACAGGAGAUGCUCCGUCCCCUUCAAGAUACCGCCGACCGUGUGAGUAGGCAGGUCGAGGAGUUUGCAAAAGCUCUAGACCGAUUUGUAUCUAAUCGAGAGCCCGCCGACAACUCUCUAUGGGAGGAUGCCUUGGUCCUGUUGGAGCGCUACAGCAAGAUUGCGGACAUUCGAAAAUCAAAGACGCCUGCGCAGGAGUCGGUCGGAGAACUGGAAAAGAUACAGCUCGAAUCAGAUUUGUGGAUCUUGGUUAGGAACCUUCUCUACUGCAACUCUCCCACCUCCCUCAACGACGCACAAAUUGCCCAGGAAUCGAGGCUGGGUGGUCUACAUCGCUAUUCCAGCAACGUCGAACUCUGGACUGCAUUCCUUGACUCCGAUGCUGCUGCACAGGAGUACGAAAGCAUCCUGGCGUGGUUACAAGAAAGAGCUGCUCAGACGUCACCUCCCAUUGAAGAAUGCACACGCAGUCUCUCUGAGAAAUCGGAACGUGGAGAUGGUAUUUGGAGCGCUGGACCCAUCUUCACACAAACUGCCAUCAAGCAGCAGAAACGAACCCGAGUAUGGUCAUUACCACUGGAACCGUCAAAUCCUGGGUUGGAUCGAACCCACGUUCGCAAAGUCGACCAGAGGCCACUCGUUGCCCAGCUGGACCCUGACGCUCCAACCAGAGAGUCGGCUGUGCUUCAAGAACAGGAUGAAUAUCAUGACCAGGCAACCUGGCAAACGUACUGGGAAAUGCUGCGAAGGGGAUACACCAACAAUCAGAUUCAAUCAUGGUUCGCGGAACGGAAAGAAGUCUGGAGAUAUACAACACUUUGUGGAUGUGGUGCGCGUGCUGAACAAAUGGCCGACUCCCCUUGGCUGCGUAUUCUGAAUUUUGCCUCAAAUUCUGAAUGGUUAGAGCGCUGCGAGGCCCUGGCUCAAAAUCCAAUCAUCAAAGAUCAAUUCCAGAAGGCUACUUACGGUAUCCUCUGCGGUGAUGUUGCGGCCUCGAGAUCUGCAAGCAGGUCAAUUGACGACAACUUGUUCUCCAUUUUUAACUCUCUUCUUAUCCGGAGAUAUCGAAACUAUCUUCAGGCCUACAGAAAGAAAUUGGCGGAUACAGCGGCCAUAGAGUAUGGACCUCCGCCACCAUCGACCGCCGAGAUCCAGCAAUAUGUCACUCUUGCUCAGUCAAGCCCAGCUACCAGACACGAAGCUCACCAACCGCAUAAGCUCAUGGAACUGACCGUGGUGUCAAAAGAAUUCGACAACUUCUUUGUGAACGUCGGCAGAGCUGCUGCUAGUGUGGCACAUACAACAGGUCAAGGAUCGCAUCUUAUGACCAGGAGCCAGGACGAGGGAACUGAAGUUGCCAUGUUGAAUGCUCAGGACCAAGACAGUGUCCGCAUGAUUGCGCAUCUUCAGUUGUUGUUACGGUCUCUAGGCUUCUUGGAGUCUUCGUACGUCGAACACGAAUACGAACUUGAAAACAAUAUCGCAGCCUAUAUCGGAUUGUUAGAGCUUUGGGGCAAGUGGCUCCUGAUUCCUCUUUACGCGUCCAAGCUGUCCAAACAGAGAAGUCAUCACGUUAUGGGGGCCAUCUUGAUCAACGUCACAGAUCGCCGCGAGAGAGAUCUCCAAGUAAAGCUGAUGAAACAGUACAACAUCAAUGUCUCAGAAGUCACCUACGGGAUUUUUUCUCUCGCCAACUACUCAGAUCUUCAGAAGCUUCGGAGGUAUAAACAUGGCCCGAUAUCUGCCAGACUCACAAUCUUGGGUGGUUCAGGCAAAUUAGCACAGUACAAGGUCCGGCCUAGCUUGAUGACAGGCGAAGUCACUGAGGCUGACGAGAAGGCUGUCAGGAGUGUGGAGUGGAUCCGGUACGUUGAUGCUGAAAACUGGGGCGCCGCUGCCUGGUCUGUUGCAGUACUCUACAAAGUGUUCUUGGUCGAAGGAAGAUUCGUCGCCAUGCGUCAGCUGCUUGACCGUGUUCGUCUCUCGGACAUGUCCCUAGCAGCCUUGGGGAUGAACCUUCAGUUCGCGGAUGCAGAUCCACCAACAGGCAAUGUUGAGAGUGAAGCAGAGGAGCUGGAUGAAGAUCGGGUUACUCCCAUGAGCAGUCCGACGAGGAAGAGAAAAGGAGCACACUCCGACCAUCCUUUGACGAGAGCCGGAACCGAUCGACAGACGUUGGCGCUGAAAUCACUGAUCUGGAAACACCUGGAACAACUUGUGGCUGCUAUUGAUGCUUUGGACGCCUUUCAGGAAGUGGCAGAUGCUCUCGAGCAGCACCGAACGAACCCCUCAGUUGCGCGAAACUAUAAGCGCGAGCUGAAACGCGCUCUCGAGGAAGUCCGACAGGCGAUGCUUCCACUUUUCGACAAUGAGUUUCUGUGCCAGCCUCAAGAUGAAAUGGAGGCAGUGGUGCUGAACGAUAUACGCAACCACUACAUCCCCGAGUGUGUUCUCGCCUACAACAGCGCGUUGUGGUUUGCAGGGCAUUUCUCUUCUCGUGCAUGGCUUGUUGAAUGCAUGACCCUGGCCCAGGUGGUUGCGGAGACUCCCAUGCUAACCAAUGCCUUUGUGGAGAGCGGAAGAAUGAAGGAACUGGUUCGUGCGUUUGCGGUUGACAGCCAGGCCCUCCUUCAGGCAACAGAACAAGGGUCUGCUGGCGGUGGUGGGGGAAGUGCCAACCGAACAAAGAAGAUCAAGACGGACAAAGGAAACGCGGAUAUCUGGAAGGUGUCAUGGAAGGAACAGACUGGCCAAUUGGAUUUGGAGGCAAUGGACUGA